AUGCCCCCAAUAAAUGCUAGCAAACAGGGAAGGCGACACCUUCAAGCAGAAUCCUCAGAAUUAGCUGAACUAAUCUUUGACUACUGCGACAACAUGAACAUGCCGCCAGAACUGUACGAGAGCUAUAGAACCACCCUUGUACUCUUGCAAUACUUCUUGCCACUGAUCGUCAUAAGUUAUGCUUAUGCAAGAGUAGCUCUCACACUUUGGGGAUCCACAGCUCCCGGUAACGCACAGUCUGAUCGUGACUCAAACAUCAUGAGGAAUAAGAAAAAGGUAUUAAAGGUAUCAUGA
This is a messenger RNA of Nezara viridula (southern green stink bug), 294 nucleotides long. The record is from the annotation of a GenBank genome assembly. NCBI's taxonomy places the organism in Eukaryota, Metazoa, Arthropoda, Insecta, Hemiptera, Pentatomidae.